AUGCCUUCUCAUGGGGCUAUAUCAGAUGGACUCUCUUCGCUUUUUAAGCGCAAGAUGGCUAAAUGGAGUCCUCCUCCUUUUCCUUCAUUCAAACUUCAGUUUGACGGGGCUUCUAAGGGUAAUCCAGGGAGAUCUAGUGUUGGUGUAAUUAUUUUUUAUCAUUCUUCAAAGAUCAUCAAAGCAGUGGGAAAAUAUAUUGGUCAAGGCACUAAUAUUGUGGCUAAGUUCCAGGCUUUAUCCUUUGGAAUUGAUCUCGCUCUUUCAUUAAACAUUAAAGAUAUUGUUAUUGAAGGUGACUCAAUGCUGGUCUUUCAGGCGGUUAUUAGCAAAAAGUGUCUCUCUUGGCACUUGCAGUAUUUUUUAGAUCACAUUCUUCUAAAAUUAAGAGGUUUUUCCACUUUCUCUAUUUCUCACUGUUUCAGAGAGAUCAAUGUCUUUGCGGAUUUUCUAGCAAACAAGGCUAUUGUUGAGGGUGUUGAUUAUAUAGAAGUUUCUCCUUCGGAUAUUCCUGUUUCUUACAUGAAGCUUCUUUCUUAG
This is a messenger RNA of Cryptomeria japonica (Japanese cedar), 537 nucleotides long. RefSeq lists its product as uncharacterized. The transcript has a single exon. The record is from RefSeq and is a predicted model, not a curated record. The coding region runs from base 1 to 537 and encodes 178 amino acids. NCBI's taxonomy places the organism in Eukaryota, Viridiplantae, Streptophyta, Pinopsida, Cupressales, Cupressaceae. Gene Ontology annotation, molecular function: nucleic acid binding; RNA-DNA hybrid ribonuclease activity.